AUGGGCGGGUUAUUGGAUAUCGUCUCGUCGCUUUUCGAGGGGCGCUUGCUGCUUCGAAGCCUUCUCUCGGUCAUCUCCGGUGGCAUCCUCAUCAAGGCCAUCUACAACAUCUAUUUUCACCCCCUUGCCUCCUUCCCCGGUCCAUUAUCGCGGAAGAUCAGCCGGAUCCCCUGGACGCUGUCGAUGUUGCGGAACAGGAGCAUCUUCGACGUUGACGAGCUGCAUCGCAAGUAUGGCCCUGUGGUAAGGACCGCACCGGGCGAGCUGUCUUUCCAGGAUGCGAAUGUCUGGAGGGACAUCAUGGGUGGUGGGAACAGCGAUAUUCCAAAGUGGAAAGGGAUGUACGGUGUCCCAACUUUCCUAGCGCCGCAUAUCCAGAAUACCGUCAGCAAGGAACAUCAUCGCAUGCUACGAAAGGCUCUCGCGCCUGGCUUCUCAGACGCUUCCCUCCGUGCACAAGAGCCGAUACUGCAGGGGUACAUCACUGCCCUCAUCAAUCGCCUUCGUGCUGGCACAGACGGUGUAGCUGCCCGUGAUAGGAGAGAGGAAACUUUUAACCUCGAGAUGUGGUAUCGCUAUGUCGUUUUCGAUAUUAUCUGCGAUCUGGCUCUCGGCGAGUCUCUGGACUGUAUCAACAGCAAGACCGUGCACCCCUGGAUCAAGGGCGUGGAGGGCGCCGGCCCCGCCAUGCUCGUUCUUAUCGCCAUCAACAUGUACCCGACCCUCGCGGCCGGCGUGGACUGGCUGGUCCGCAGCUCUGCCCAGCAUAUGGCCAAGCUUCACUCCGUUCAUAUCGAGCCAGCUGUUCAGCGCCGCGUCGAAAAAGGCGAGGCGCGGCCGGACUUGGUGAGCCCACUGAUUCGACUGCAGAAGAAGGCCAGAGAGGAGCAUACAAAGGACAUGACGCCCGGGAGCGCAGCGUUUAACGAGCAAGCGGCCCUGGACAAUCUCGCCAUGAACGCACAGGCCAUCAUUGGGGCCGGUGCGGAAACCACCGCGACAACUUUGGCCGCCGUGACAUCGCUGCUCCUCGAUCACCCGCCGAUGCUCGAGCGGCUCCAGAAGGAGGUCCGAGGGGCGUUUGCGGCCGAAACCGCCAUUACGGCAGAUGCUGUAGGCCGGAAACUACCGUUCAUGUGUGCAUGCAUUGACGAGACUAUGCGACUGUUCCCCACGACAGGCGCACCCUCUCUGAGGAAGACCGAUCAGACGACAAACAUUUGCGGAACAGUCGUUCCAAAGGAUACGGUCGUGGGUAUUUGGACAUGGACACUACUGCGUUCCCCACAGUUCUGGACAGACGGAGAGGAAUUCCAUCCAGAGCGCUGGCUUGAUGAGGACGAGCGUUAUGCGGGCGAUACCCGUGAGGUGUUCAAGCCCUUCUUCACCGGCUCGAGGGACUGCAUUGGACAGAACCUUGCUACUUUGGAGCUCCGCCUCAUCCUCACGAGGAUGAUAUACAACUUUGACAUGGUGUACGCCGACGCCGCCUCGCGGAAGUGGACGAAGAAGCAGACGCACACAUUCGUCACAUGGAGCAAGACGCCGCUCAAUGUGCGUUUGAUCCCGCGAUGAAGGAGUACGAGUGCAGAGGAUGUGGAGUUGGCCGCUAUAACCAAAGGAUGACAAGGGGUUCAGCUAAUGGAGGAAAUUGAGACGUCUACCGACUGUUCAAGGUGGGCUGCAGCAUCCUGGGUAGACUAACAUUAUACAGGCCCGUAAUGUAGUCCAGCGAG
Molecule: messenger RNA, 1736 nt
Organism: Microdochium trichocladiopsis
Lineage: Eukaryota; Fungi; Ascomycota; Sordariomycetes; Xylariales; Microdochiaceae
Product: isotrichodermin C-15 hydroxylase
Exons: 5
Coding region: 1-1575 (524 amino acids)
Molecular function (GO): monooxygenase activity; heme binding; iron ion binding
Source: RefSeq, a predicted model, not a curated record